AAGCUAACCUUCCAUUUAUGCUUUUAAUUUUUCUCCUAUAAAUACUACCACCGCUUCUUUCUUUCUCCCUCAAUACACAUAAAAUACAUACCGGAGAAGAUGGGUUCCAUAGCAGAAAUGGAGAAGCCACAUGCUAUAUGUAUCCCCUAUCCAGCACAAGGCCACAUCAACCCAAUGAUGAAACUUGCCAAGCUCCUUCAUUUUAAGGGCUUCCAUAUUUCCUUCGUCAACACCCACUACAACCAUAGCCGCCUGCUCCGAUCCCGAGGUCCUUCAUCCCUUGAUGGUCUGCCUGAUUUUCGUUUCUACGCCAUCCCCGACGGUCUUCCGCCAUCUGAUGCUGAAGCCACCCAGUCCAUCCCGGCCCUCUGUGAAUCUGUUCCUAAGCACAGUUUCGAACCUUUCUGUGAGCUGAUUAAUAUGCUUAAAGGUGGCGAGGAGUCUGACGUGCCACCUCCAACCUGUAUAAUAUCCGAUGGGUGCAUGAGCUUUACGCUUAAAGUUGCCCAAAAGUUUGGGUUGCCAGAAGUAUUAUUCUGGACGCCGAGUACUUGCGGAGUUUUGGCUUACACUCACUAUCAUGAUCUUGUUGAAAAGGGUUAUACUCCCCUCAAAGAUAUGAGCGAGAUAACAAAUGGGUACUUAGAGACAAACUUAGAUUGGAUUCCUGGAAUGAAUAACAUCCAAUUAAAGGAUUUCCCCAGUUUCAUUCGAACCACAGACAUGCACGACACCAUGUUGAACUAUCUCAUCACCGAAACUGCAGCUAUCCCUAGCGGCUCCGCUGUGGUGCUCAACACUUUCGAUGCUUUAGAACAAGAUAGUGUUAACCCUUUAAUUGCCUUAAAUCCAAGAACCUUCACCAUAGGCCCACUACACUUGAUGCAACAACAUAUUGAAAAUGACCGAGUCAAACACAUUGGCUCCAACCUCUGGAAGGAAGAUGAGAGUUGCAUCAGUUGGCUUGACACAAAAGACCCUGGUUCAGUUGUUUACGUUAACUUUGGAAGCAUUACAGUCAUGACAAAAGAACAACUCAUCGAGUUUGGGUGGGGACUGGCGAAUAGCAAGAAAGAUUUCUUGUGGAUUACAAGGCCCGACAUUGUCGGAGGCGAUGAGGCCAUGAUGCCACCGGAGUUUGUUGACGAGACAAAAGGGAGAGGCAUGGUGACUAGUUGGUGCCCUCAAGAACAGGUUUUAAAGCACCCAGCAAUUGGAGCAUUCUUGACUCAUAGUGGAUGGAACUCGACUAUUGAGAGUAUUAGCAGCGGUGUUCCAGUGAUUUGUUGGCCGUUUUUUGCAGAGCAACAAACGAAUUGUCGUUAUAGUUGUGUAGAAUGGGGGAUUGGAAUGGAAAUUGAUUCCAAUGUAAAGAGAGAGGAGGUGGAAGCUCAGGUGAGGGAGAUGAUGGAUGGGAAGAAAGGGAAAAUGAUGAAACAUAAGGCUUUGGAAUGGAAGAAGAAAGCGGAAGAAGCAGUUGCUAUUGAGGGGUCGUCUUAUCUCAACUUUGAUAAAUUAGUUACUGAGGUUCUCUUGAGAAAGUGAAGUCAAUAUUCAAUUCUAAUAGUUAUUAAUAUCGUCAUAAAAAGUAUUGGAAACUUUACUUGGUAUUGACUUAAAAAAGAGGUCAACGUAACUAGACAUUUACUACGUACAACAUGUAUGUCUUUGGUUCACACAAUUUGUAAAGAUUAUGAGAAAAAAAUAUGAUUGUUUAUUUUUAGCGUUAAA
Molecule: messenger RNA, 1731 nt
Organism: Lactuca virosa
Lineage: Eukaryota; Viridiplantae; Streptophyta; Magnoliopsida; Asterales; Asteraceae
Source: the annotation of a GenBank genome assembly